This is a messenger RNA of Thermothielavioides terrestris NRRL 8126, 1206 nucleotides long. RefSeq lists its product as uncharacterized. Bases 1 to 1206 code for a protein of 401 amino acids. The record is from RefSeq and is a predicted model, not a curated record. The transcript has 2 exons. Lineage: Eukaryota; Fungi; Ascomycota; Sordariomycetes; Sordariales; Chaetomiaceae.
AUGGCGCAGAAAAUUGAAGAAGUCUACCAGGACGCUGUUGUCUCGGGACUGCUUCCGGGCGUCUCGGUGAUGGCGGGGGACAAGGACGGCAACCUUCUCUACUCCAAGUCGCUGGGCAAAGCUAGCCUGAAGGAUGGCCGCAACGAUGCCUUUACGACGUCGACCGUCUGCGCAAUCGCCUCGAUGAGCAAACUUAUGACGUCGGUCGCCGUUCUCCAAUGCGUCGAGCAAGGAAAGCUUCGCCUUGACCAGGAUAUCCGGCCCCUGCUGCCAGACAUGGGCAAGUUUGGCAUUCUUACAGCUUUUGACGACGAACGGAAUGCGGCCUCCUGCGAGCCGGACGCGACGCCCAUUACGCUCAGGAUGCUGAUUUCGCAUACCUCGGGCUACGAGUAUGACUUGCUCAACCCGCUGCUUGGAAAGUGGCGUGCCUCGCGUGGCGAAGUACCCUGGAGCGGCCCGACAGUGGAGAGCAAGUCCGCCCUCCCGCUCGUGUUCCGCCCUGGGACCGGCUUCGCCUAUGGCGCGGGCCACGACUGGGCUGGCAAGGCCAUCGAGGCGGCCACAGGCAUGAGCCUAGAGGACUUUAUGCAUCGGCAUAUCUGGACGCCGCUGGGGAUCCAAGACGAUGUCUCCUUCUACCCUGCGACGAAGCCCAGCAUACGGGACCGAAUGGCGGACAUAAGCACCCUCGGCGAACAAGGUUUGCCGCCGGCUGUAGACGCAUCGACCUUCGAUAUGGUGUAUGGCGCUACCGACUGUCUCGGCGGCGGCGGCGUGUUCGCCUCUACUGCCGCGUACUACACCUUCCUCUCGGCCGUGUUCCGCCGUGAUGCGAGGCUGCUUACAGCAGCAUCGUACGCCGAGCUGUUCCGCCCGCAGUUGGACGAGGCCCUGGAGCAAGCUUUCAACGACUACCUUGCCCGCUCGCCUAUAUACACCCAGUUCCUGGCGCUGGGUAUUCCGCAAAGCGUCAGAAAGACAUGGUCCUUCGCAGGAAUGGUGUGUUUGAGCGGCCAGGAGGGCCGGUUUGCGAGAGGGACCACUUUUUGGGCCGGUGUGCCCUGUGUCGAGUGGUUCAUGGACCACGAGACGGGUAUCUGCGGGACGGCAGUCUGCCAGGUGCUGCCGCCUAUGCAUCCGGCAGUCAUCGCGUUGCAUGAGCAGUUCCAGAGGGGAGUGUUCGAGAUGGCCAGAAGCAAGUAG